Messenger RNA from Brachypodium distachyon (stiff brome), 1629 nucleotides. Its product is annotated as FHA domain-containing protein FHA2. The transcript has 4 exons. Gene Ontology annotation, molecular function: protein binding; sequence-specific DNA binding. The coding region runs from base 280 to 1320 and encodes 346 amino acids. Gene Ontology annotation, cellular component: nucleus. NCBI's taxonomy places the organism in Eukaryota, Viridiplantae, Streptophyta, Magnoliopsida, Poales, Poaceae. Gene Ontology annotation, biological process: regulation of ribosomal protein gene transcription by RNA polymerase II. The record is from RefSeq and is a predicted model, not a curated record.
CAUUCCCAGCAGCCGCCGGCGUCGCCAUACCCUAGUGUCACCGCCGAAGCGUCGAUCCCCCAUCCCCGCCCCUCACGCGAUUCGCCGUUCCCCCGUCCCUCACGCGGGUCGUCUUCCUCCUCGAGCGAGCGCCGCCACCCCCUCCCUCCCCGUCCCGCUGCCGAACGCCCCAGCCCCCUCGCUCCGUCGCUCGUCUUCCUCCUCGUGCGAGCGCCUGCCUCCACCGCAGAUGCGCAACCUUGUACCGCUGUAGCUCCGCCCCUGCCGCCGAAACCCCAUAUGCCUCAGGUCAAGUCUACUGCAGGUGCUGGCGCAAUGCCUUCCGGAUCUAAAGGUGGUGAUGGUGAAGUGGAGGCAGGGUUCGCGAAGCUGCAGGGUGAGGAUUUUGAGUAUUACAUGCAGACCUACUCGAUCAUGCUGGGACGUAACAGCAAGAAAUCGUCAGUGGAUGUGGAUCUCUCCAGCCUUGGUGGAGGCAUGAACAUUUCGCGCCACCAUGCCCGGAUAUUUUAUGACUUCCAGCGCCGCCGAUUCGCCCUAGAUGUCAUCGGCAAGAACGGCUGCCUUGUCGAGGGUGUCCUGCACCUCCCUGGGAACCCUCCUGUUAAGCUUGACUCGCAGGAUCUCCUUCAGAUCGGAGACAAGAAGUUUUAUUUCCUCCUGCCCGCGCGAUCUAUCUUUGCCUCAUUUGCCGCUGCUCGACAAGUCCCUGUUAUUCCGACACAGAUCCUGCCGCCAUCCUUUGUGCGGCCAGGCCACCCAAAUGUGUCCAAUUACCAUGACCAGCCCUUUGAAGGUGAUUAUGGCCGAGAGGGUGAUGACAUUCGGAAUGGUAUCAAUGAAAGUGGAACCAGGGGCAAGUUGAUAAAGAGAACCAAGAAGCCUUCUGGAGAUCUGGGCAUUUAUGGUGGGCACCGAAUCAAUGUUGAAGCAAUAGAAACACUGGGUGAAGAAAAUAUAUCAGAUGUAAGACCAAGGGGUGACAAGGAUAUGGACAAUCAGCAGCUCCUGCAAAUGGAAGAGAAGGAAGUCGUGUCAUCUGUUGCGACCGUGUUAUCUGACCUCUGUGGUCCUGGAGAAUGGAUGCCUAUGAGAAAACUCCAUACAGAGCUCGUGGACCAGUUUGGCAACGUGUGGCACCACAGCAGGGUGCGGAAGUACCUGACUGCGGAGGAAUGGUCGCCGGUUGAAGCAAAGGGGAGGCCAUGGUUUGGCCUGCUGGGGCUGCUGAGGAAGUACCCGGAGCACUUUGUGAUCAACACCAAGUGCAAGGGCCGGGCGAUCUCGGAGUUUGUCUCCCUGGUCUCCUUGCUCUCCUAGAGGGGACCGCAGACUACCGACGACGGCCGUCUCUAGGGUCUGUUGUUUCGUGCCGUCCUGUUCUCUGUCCAGCCAUGCCCAGAAGGGCCAAGGGCAGAGUGGCGGCGAUGGUCCUGGUUUGUCUUGUCUUGUCUGUCCUUUGAGUAAACGGGGAAUGGACCCUGCUGUACUGUGUCCUGUACUGUAAUCCUGGGUUUCCCCUCUGUGUUUACCUGUAGCUCUGUGACUGUGAUACCUAGAAUGUUAUUAUCUGGUAGCAAGACUUUCAGGUACUAGCUCAGUUACUGUUGAAGGAAGUGUACUAGCUCA